AACUGUUGUACAAGUUGUAUAAACGAAUGGCAGAGAAUUAUGCUUAUUUUGGUAGGAAUUCUGAAUGGAGAAUGCCUUUAGACGUAACAUUCGACAAUUCAGUCCGAGGUACGAGUAACUUCGUCUCCGUUGUUGAUAUGUGAAGAGAAAUCGAGGUAAUCGAAUCGUUUUCAGUGUAAAUAUUAAUAUGUUGGUGUGUCUCCUCAUUGUCGGCUUGGCUUAUUUAGUGUUUUCGAAGUUCAUCAGACCUGUGCUCUAUUGGAAAAAGAAAAACAUUUUUUAUGUUACACCGUGGAAAGGAUUCCUUCGGGUACUCUUUGGUCCAAAAUCUUUUUUUGAAUUGAUUGUAGAAGCGUAUAGGAGAUUCCCAGAAAAGAGAUAUUAUGGAAGUUACCAGUUCCUGAAUCCAUCUCUAUUCGUGACAGAUCUCGAUCUCAUAAAGCAAAUAACUGUUAAAGACUUCGAAUACUUUCCAGAUCAUUUCUCGUUUGUUAACCGGAAAUCCGAUCCAAUCCUAGGGCAGAAUCUAUUUGCUUUGGAAGGGGAACGAUGGAAGGAUAUGAGAUCGACCCUAUCACCAGCUUUCACCAGUUCCAAAAUGAAGGCAAUGUACACAUUGAUACAAGGUAAAUAUUCAACAUAUGACAGUGGAACUGAAAUAUAUGUGUAAGUAGUAUGGAGUGGU
Leptinotarsa decemlineata (Colorado potato beetle) is the source of this 685-nucleotide messenger RNA. Its product is annotated as cytochrome P450 9e2. Gene Ontology annotation, molecular function: oxidoreductase activity, acting on paired donors, with incorporation or reduction of molecular oxygen; iron ion binding; monooxygenase activity. The record is from RefSeq and is a predicted model, not a curated record. NCBI's taxonomy places the organism in Eukaryota, Metazoa, Arthropoda, Insecta, Coleoptera, Chrysomelidae.